Molecule: messenger RNA, 4486 nt
Organism: Xiphophorus maculatus (southern platyfish)
Lineage: Eukaryota; Metazoa; Chordata; Actinopteri; Cyprinodontiformes; Poeciliidae
Gene: loxl1
Product: lysyl oxidase like 1
Exons: 7
Coding region: 602-2284 (560 amino acids)
Biological process (GO): peptidyl-lysine oxidation
Molecular function (GO): protein-lysine 6-oxidase activity; copper ion binding
Source: RefSeq, a predicted model, not a curated record
AAUGCCUUUGCAGCUCGUGGUGUUGACUUUGGAAACCUCAUGGAAGCUUGGCUGCUGCAGGCCAGGAAACAUCACUAGCACUAGGGCCAUGUGGGACCUCUCCUUUAAAAGAAAAAAAAAAGUUUGAGUUUUUUCUCAGCCCAUUGUAAGCAAUCAGGCAAAUAGAAGCUUGCUGUUGUGCAGUGAACAGGCACUUCUUUCAAGAAGGCGGAGAGCAAUGCUUACUCUACUGAAGGAAGAGCCAGUAGACCGGCAAGAAGUCAGGACAUAUUCUCGUUGCACCAGCAGACGGUUACAGCAACAGUGGGUCUUCUGAAGCCAACUCCACUGGAUGUGAUUGCCUCUGAAUGCAAAUUCAAGCUCCUCCAAUUGCUGGCAAGCAAAGAGCAACAGAUGCACUCAAACACAGGCUUACUUCGGAACCCUGUCUCAACACGCACACCAAAGUUGUGCCCACGGGAAGAGGAUACACGUUUUAUUGACAGAACCGCAAGUGGCUUGAACCCGUGGCUGACUGGAUUUAUUUCUUUGAACCAUUCCACCUUUCUUUUUCUCUCUCUCUUUCUCUCUUGGGGUGAACCCCUGAAUUGCUUGAGCCAAUAUGAUGUCUGUUCCUGUGGUAUGUGUGAUGUUUUUUCUUGUGGGCUCAGGGGAGGCUCAGGUUGCUUCACAAACUCAGGGGCAAAGCCAGAGACAGGGUCAAGAGCAGGACAGUUCCGCUACCCCUUGGAGACAGGUGAUACAGUGGGAAAACAACGGACAGGUGUUCAGCCUGGUGAACAGUGGAGCUGAGUACGUUCCUGCCGGGACUGGAGGCCAAGAAAGAGCUGCCAGGGUCAUUUUGUCAGAUCCCCGUCCUUCACGCAGACGCCAGGGAGGCAAUCUCCGUAGGCAGGCUCCCCCGAGGGGGUCCUCCGAAACUGUUCGUGGCCAGGCAAGGCAUCCUUUCGGUUUUGGACAAGUGCCUGAUAACUGGAGGCAAACCACAGGCAGCACAGGAACCAGCCAGUUCCACGGUUCCUCGAGCAGUCAGCGUCGUCCAUCGUCGUCGUCUUUUUCCUCGUCUUCAUAUAACAUACCAUCCUACCCACAAUACCCAUUUCCCCAACAGCCUCCCUUCCAGCCUUUUGACGGCGGUUUUCCAGACGCCCCGGUCAGAAACUACGAGCCGCCUUUCCAGCCUGUCCCAGGCGCCGGAUACAGCGGAGGAACAUUUGGGACUGGACAAGGGUUUGCUGCAGGUGGAUUUGGAGGAGGUCUGGGCUCAGUGUUCCCUGGUUCUCCAUCUGAAUUCCCUGAAAACGGUUACUAUUAUUACCAGUCAUACGGCUACGGACCCAAUCCAGUGGUACCCGCAAGUGCCCCCCAGCCACCUUUUGCAGAUGGUCUGGAUCACAGGUACACCCACAGCCUUUUCAAUGAGGAAUCUGCCCCUGCCAACCCAAUCCCUGAUGCCAACCAAGCGCUUCCUGUUGUGGUGGAUAGACCAGGAGCUGCUGGGCAAUCAGCAGUCCGAAGCCCACAAUAUGAGCAGUUUCCUCCCUUUGGAAGACCUCAGCCUCCUUUCUCGCAGCCUUUUCCUCAAGGCAGAACCUCUCCAAACUCUGCCGUAGAGAACUCUGGUACCAACGUUGGCAAUGUGUAUCGAGGAGCCCAAAGAGGUUUGCCUGAUCUGGUUCCGGAUCCGAACUAUGUCCAGGCUUCAACAUACAUCCAAAGAGCCCACAUGUACUCCCUCCGCUGUGCUGCAGAGGAAAAAUGCUUGUCGAGCUCUGCCUACCGCCCCGAGACCACCGACUAUGACGUAAGGGUCCUGCUCCGAUUUCCGCAGAGGGUGAAGAACAAAGGCACAGCUGACUUCAUGCCCAACAGGCCUCGUCAUACCUGGGAAUGGCACAGCUGUCAUCAACAUUACCACAGCAUGGACGAGUUCAGCCAUUACGAUUUGCUGGAGGUCGGCACGGGCCGCAAGGUGGCAGAGGGACACAAGGCCAGCUUUUGCCUGGAGGACACCACAUGUGACUUCGGUCACCUGAAGCGCUACGCCUGCACUUCUCACACUCAGGGUCUGAGUCCAGGCUGCUACGAUACCUACAAUGCUGAUAUUGACUGCCAGUGGAUCGAUAUCACCGACAUCAAGCCUGGAAACUACAUACUAAAGCUUGUGGUGAACCCCAAAUUCUUGGUGCUCGAGUCGGAUUUCACCAACAACGUGGUGAGGUGCAACAUUCACUACACCGGGCGAUUCGUCACAACAAACAACUGCAAGUUAGCGCAGUCUUGAUCCAGCAUAGGACUUCUGCCACAUUAUAGUGAUAUUCCACUGAAAUGUGAAUGGAAUCCAUUUGUUCUUGGAUAAAUCAAAUUUUUUUUCUGUUUGAUUUUUCUAUUUUUUAUUUUUUUAAAUUCUGUUUAGUGUGGUGCUUUGGGAUUCAUGAGCCAACAGCAAACCAGAGUUUCGCUGGUUCUAAAAACACGGAGGUUUAAACAUCCCCACUUUACCUUUUAUUUGCAUAAUGCAUCUCACACAUUGGCAUCCCGAUAACGCGCCAGCAGCUCGCGCAGCCCCACAUUUCCUGCUAAGAGCGCUUUUAUGUGUUUCAAAUGACAGCGUUACCAGCCUGGCUCGGCUCCGUAGUAUAGUUCACAUCACUGACGCCUAAAAGCCGUGUUUACUGUAUUUCCACGCAGUUGAGGCUCAUUUCAGCCACAAUUCAACACACGAAAUUAGGGAGAACGACGGUCCGCAUUCAUCCGUGCUGUGUGGCAACACACAGAAAUGCCCAGUGAUUCAGAAGAGCUAUAAUUUGUCAGUUUGUGUUCGUCUUUCUCUCUUAACCACCUUGGCAGACCAGCAUGGGAUCCUGUAAUUUUUUUUUUUCUUUUUUCCGGCCACAUCUUGUUAAAUGUGUUGACGGUGAGAAGAAGACAGCAGGACUAAUUUGCAUGUGUUAACAUCAAGACAUACCAUUCGUUAACAGGCCACGGAAAGCCAGACUCUUUGCAAAAACAAAACAAAACAAAAAAACAAGGGAGUUGCAUAUCUUGGCAGAAAACUGUGCUUUGAAGAAAACAAAACUUGCGGCAUUCUUUUUGCUGAAUUAUUAUUACCCUUUUUUAUUUGUAUUUCACACUCCAACACUGGUCAGAUGGCACAUGGGUCAUCUCUACCUUUUUUAAAGAAUGUUUAUACAGAUAUUCAACCAACGUAUGAUUUUAGUGAUGGAGAUCAUUUUAUGUAACUGAUUGUAAUUUGCUUAUUCACUUUUAUCUGUUACUGUAAUUGCUCAGUUUAACUUUGGUAUGUUUUUUUCUCAAUUGUUAAAAAAAAACAAACAAACCAAUAAACAUAAAAGAAACCGGCGCUGCAGAUACUUUGCGUACGAUGCAGGCAGUGGAGAGUUGCAGAAAGCCUUCUCUUCCUACCUCUCCCAUUGAGCGAGUCGUCGCUUCCAAGACCUUUCAUCCGCAGACAGUUUUAAGUUAGAAGCGCGAAACCCGAAUGGGUUUGCUGAGGUAAUUAUUUAAAUGAUUCCUGCACGAAUCAACUCUAAUUUGAUGGCAAAACUGCAUCUCAAGAGGAACACCAACAACUGUAGGAUUUGACUUUUGCUAAUGCUUCCGACUUCCUACAGAAAGCACUUUCUGGUGACAAGCUAAUCCUUGUAUAUCAAUAAUGUAUUGGUCAAAUAAUGCAGCGACGUGAUUUUUGGAAGCAUAUUUUAUGUCAAGUUCAGAGCAGGUAUACUCAUUGUUACUGUAGGGCUUUCAUUUAGUACUGUAAAUGAUCAGAUCUUUUGAUUUGAUAUUUAGUAGCUUGUAAAAAAAAAAAAAAACACAUUUCUUGGACCUUAAAUGUCCCAUUGUAACAUACAGAAUGCUUGGAAAGGAGAGCAUGCGUCACAGCUUACUGGUGCCAUUUCAGAGCUGGACUGUGGAUCUUUUGGUUAGCUUAGUUCACACAAAGCUAGAAGCUAUUCAUGUCAAAACUUUGCUUAGACCCUUAGUGUGAAGUUUACCUGUUAUUACAUGAAUUUGUACAUCCUACGUCCGCCUUCCCGGAGCCCUGAAUGGGAAAAGUGAGUGAAGUGUCAUUUCAUCUGGUUAGCUCAAGUCAUUAUUAUUAUUAUUUUUUUACAUCUGAAAUGACAAGGAGAGUAACCCAAAGACAUGGGAUUUUUGUUUUUGUGUCGACAAAUAUUUACAAGUGUGUUUGAUAUUCCCAUGCGAUAAGCAGAUGUACAACUUUUUACUUAAAAAGAUGUAACUUGUACUGUAACAUUAAUUGAAAAGAGAUCCCGAAUUGCACACCACAUUGUUAGAUCACAAUUUACAUAGACAAAAAUGAAUACAAACACCAAAGAGUCUGACGUUCAAUGGAAUAGAAAACCUUUUGACAUGUUUUGAUCCAGUGUUGUAAUUUUCUAACAGUGAAAUGAAAAAAAAAAGCCAAUAAAUACAUUAAUGUCUUCCUUGUGUACUGACA